This is a messenger RNA of Gigantopelta aegis, 2801 nucleotides long. RefSeq names its product ATP-dependent 6-phosphofructokinase-like. NCBI's taxonomy places the organism in Eukaryota, Metazoa, Mollusca, Gastropoda, Neomphalida, Peltospiridae. The record is from RefSeq and is a predicted model, not a curated record. The transcript has 19 exons. Gene Ontology annotation, molecular function: fructose-6-phosphate binding; identical protein binding; monosaccharide binding. The coding region runs from base 301 to 2205 and encodes 634 amino acids. Gene Ontology annotation, cellular component: cytoplasm; 6-phosphofructokinase complex. Gene Ontology annotation, biological process: fructose 6-phosphate metabolic process; fructose 1,6-bisphosphate metabolic process; canonical glycolysis.
AUUAAUUUUUUCUUACAGGGUGGCACAGUGAUUGGGAGUGCUCGUUGUAAAGAUUUCCGAGAACGUGAAGGGAGACUGAAGGCUGCCCUCAAUCUCGUGCACCUCGGCAUUACGAACCUCGUUGUGAUUGGCGGUGACGGCAGUCUGACGGGAGCUAAUCUCUUCCGUGAAGAGUGGGCCAGUCUUCUUGACGAACUCGUUCAAAAGAAGGAGAUAGUUAGACAGGUGGCGGACACCUGUCAACAUCUCAACAUCGUUGGACUGGUCGGCUCCAUCGACAACGACUUCUGUGGGACGGACAUGACGAUUGGGACGGACACGGCUCUACACAGAAUAUUGGAGUCCGUGGAUGCCAUUUCGACUACUGCCUCCAGCCAUCAACGAGCAUUUGUUCUAGAAGUUAUGGGCCGACACUGUGGGUACUUGGCAUUGGUAGCUGCGUUGGCCAGUGAGGCUGACUGGGUGUUUAUCCCAGAGUGGCCGCCAGAAGAUGACUGGGAAGACACUCUCUGCAAUAAGUUACUGACGGAGCGACAGCAUGGUCAGCGCUUGAACAUUCUGAUUGUGGCGGAAGGAUCCAUCGAUAGACAGGGCAAGCCAAUCACGUCGGAAAUGGUUAAAACUCUGCUGACCGAGAGACUGAAGUUUGACACUCGAAUCACUGUCCUGGGUCACGUCCAGCGAGGAGGAAGUCCGUCAGCAUUCGACAGAAUCUUGGGAUCGAGAAUGGGUGCAGAGGCUGUUCUGGCUUUACUUGACGCGACCCCCGAGACCCCAGCUUGCGUCGUGUCACUCGAGGGUAACCAGACAGUGCGAGUCCCGCUCAUGCAGUGUGUGAAGAGAACGCAGGCCGUACAGAAACAUAUGAAUGAGUUGAACUGGGCGGAAGCUGUGAGGCUGCGUGGAAGGAGUUUCCAGAACAACCUGCACGUCUACCGUAAGCUGAGCAAACUGAGACCCCCAAAGGCUUUGUGUAGUGAGGACGGUACAGAGUGUAAGGGACACCGGAACUGCACCCUUCAUGUCUCUUCUCGUAACCUGGCUGUGAUGAACAUCGGCGCCCCGGCUUGUGGGAUGAACGCGGCAGUCCGGGCGUUUGUCAGACUCGGACUCACACAGGGAUACAGAGUGCUCGGUAUCCAUGACAGUUUUGACGGUCUCAUCAAGGGAAAGGUUGCCCCGAUGGGAUGGACGGAGACCCAGGGCUGGGCUGGAAAAGGCGGAUCAUUUCUUGGCACCAAAAAAAUGGAAGCUAAAGAGUGUGGACUGAAUCUGAUUGGAUCACGGUUGUUGUUUUACAACAUAGAAGGUUUAUUGCUCAUUGGUGGAUUCGAGGCGUUUAACAGCUGUCUGCAGAUGGCCGAAGCACGACACCAGUAUCCGGCGCUGUGUAUUCCCAUGGUGUGUAUUCCUUGCACCAUCAGCAACAACGUUCCAGGCACGGACUUCAGUCUCGGAGCUGACACCGCGCUCAAUGAGAUCUGUAAUAUAUGUGACAGAAUUAAACAAUCAGCAACUGGCACCAAGAGACGUGUGUUUAUCGUUGAGGUCAUGGGGGGCUACUGCGGUUACCUAGCAACCAUGGCUGGACUGGCUGGUGGAGCUGAUGCGGCCUACAUUUACGAAGAUACUCCUUCUAUCACGGACUUGAGAAAUGACGUGUUUCAUUUGAAAGACAAGAUUCAAAGUGCUGGAAUACAGCGUGGUCUUAUUCUCAGAAAUGAAUUGGCCAAUUCUAAUUACACGACCGAAUUUGUGCACAACUUGUUUUCCGAAGAAGGGAAGGGCGUGUUCACAUGUCGCUCCAACGUGCUGGGUCACAUGCAGCAAGGCGGCAUGCCCAGUCCCUUCGACCGCAACUACGGAACCAAGAUGGCCGCCAAGUGCGUCGACUGGCUCGUUGGCAAAGUGCAGGAAAAUGUCGAAGAGGGUGGUCGAGUGUACACCACAUCGCCAGACACCAUGUGCAUGCUGGGAAUGACGAAACGCUUCCUGGCCUUCACUCCUGUCCAAGAACUUGCCAAGCAAACAAACUUCGACAAGCGCCUUCCCAAAGAGGAGUGGUGGUUGAAGCUACGACCUCUACUCCGGAUAAUGGCCAAGCACCGCGUGACCAUGUACCAGACUGAGGCCGUGAACGUAGCGGCCAGUGAAUCGUCCAAUGACAUGGAGGAAGAUGACGACCGGUCAGGCAGUCCAGUGUAGACGAGCAGAGAGACGGAGAAACACGACGAUAAUCAAAGAAGGGAAAAUCAGAACACACGAGACGGGAGGAAAACCAUCAAACAUCUCCACUAACUUAACCCACCAUUUCAUUCGUUCGUUUUUAUCUAGAAAUCAUCCCUAAGUUAUGUGAUCUUUAAGAGUGAAUUUGAUACAUUGUGUUGUGGAUGACAUAAAAUCAUAAAUAGGAUAAAAUCAUAAAUAGGAUAAAAUCGUAUGUAUAGUGAAACCUGUGUAAACUGGAUCCUAAAUAUACCGGAAUGUUGUCAAAACCAAGAUUUGCGGUCCUGAAUUUUUUAACUUCUAAAUGCUGGAUCUUGUCUAAAUGGGAUAAAUAUAAAGUUGAAGCAGGUUUCACUAUAAUAGGUUUUUGUUUGAUAUUUUGGCGUGACUGGGUUUUCUCCAAAGAAUAGACACCUUGUAACUUACAAACGGAAGCUUGCAAUUAACAAGCACACAACAUUACAUGUCUCAAUUUAGAAGGAUUGUUGUUUAACUAUUUUCUGAUUAUCUUCAUGAAAAUAUUUGUGCUUGAUACAUACUGUACAUGUAUGUAUAUAUAUAUAUAUAUAUAUAUA